This is a messenger RNA of Lecanosticta acicola, 1722 nucleotides long. The record is from the annotation of a GenBank genome assembly. Lineage: Eukaryota; Fungi; Ascomycota; Dothideomycetes; Mycosphaerellales; Mycosphaerellaceae.
AUGAGCAAGGCGCUCUCCCUCCCGCGGCAUCUCUCACGAAGCGCAACGACCGCUCUCCGGAAUCCCUCAUGCCUGCGACAGUAUGCGACAGUCUCACCCGCCCCCGAGCGACAUCCCGCCGAGCGAGAUAAUGCAGAGCUCGAGCAGAUAACCACAUUACCAAAUGGCAUUAGAGUAGCCACGGAGGCUCAGCCGGGACACUUCUCGGGUAUUGGAGUCUACAUCGAUGCCGGAUCACGGUACGAGACCGACGCUCUACGGGGAGUCUCACACAUUAUCGACCGGCUGGCUUUCAAAUCGACAACAAAGCGAACCGCUGAUCAGAUGCUGGAGUCGAUGGAGUCGUUGGGAGGCAACAUCCAGUGCGCAUCAUCCAGAGAAGCUCUGAUGUACCAAUCCGCUACAUUCAACUCUGCAGUACCAGACGCAGUUGCUCUACUCGCGGAGACAAUCCGGUAUCCGAACAUCACAGAAGAGGAGGUUGCGCGACAGCUGGAGACAGCAGAUUAUGAGAUCGGCGAGAUUUGGGGCAAGCCGGAGCUGAUACUGCCGGAGCUGGUACACAUGGCAGCGUACAAGGACAAUACCCUGGGCCUCCCACUACUAUGUCCAAAGGAGAGGCUGGACAGCAUCAAUCAGCGCACUGUGGAAGCAUAUCGUAAGGCCUUCUUCAAGCCGGAGAGGAUCGUCGUCGCGUUUUCUGGCGUACAACAUGAGACUGCAGUCAAACUUUCGGAGCAGUACUUCGGUGAUAUGGCAACGCAGAGCAUUACCACAUCGGCUUCGGCGCAAGAAGCACAACAGGUGCAGCCUCCUUAUCCGACCUCACAAGUUCCUCCUCAAAACGACUCGCGGCUCUCGUCACGAAUACCGUUUUUGAAGAAUCUGUCGACCUCGGCUUCGCAAAAGGCGACUGUGUCGCCGCUUGACCCAUCUCAAAUCAUUCCUGAUCCGUUGGAGCAGCCCAUUGACUACGAUGCUCCGUCGCACUACACAGGUGGCUUCUUGACCCUGCCACCCUUGGAAAUUCCUCCCAGCCCCAUGCUUCCGCGAGUCUCCCACAUUCACUUGGCCUUCGAAUCCUUCCCAAUUGGAUCGCCUGACAUAUACGCACUCGCAACGCUGCAAACACUACUUGGAGGAGGUGGAUCUUUCUCCGCCGGUGGUCCUGGCAAGGGCAUGUACAGUCGUCUCUACACGAAUGUGCUCAACCAGUACGGCUGGGUGGAGAACUGCCAUGCGUUCAAUCAUGCAUACAUCGACUCUGGCCUUUUCGGUAUCUCAGCAAGCUGUGCCACCCAAUUUGUGCCGCGCAUGUUAGACACUAUGGCUCGUGAGCUGAGCCUCCUCAGCACCGAGACUGGACUUGGCCGAUUAUCCGAGAUUGAGGUCAAGCGGGCCAAGAAUCAGCUUCGAUCGUCCUUGCUCAUGAACCUCGAAUCGCGGAUGGUCGAGCUUGAGGAUCUCGGCAGGCAAGUGCAGGUCCACGGUCGUGUCAAGCCUGUGAAGGAGCUGGUUGAGGGCAUUGAGAAAGUGACCAUGACUGAUUUGAGGAGGGUUGCCAAGCAGGUCUUCAGCGGACAGGUGAAGAACCGAGGCAACGGCUCUGGCGCGCCGACUGUCGUGCUGCAACAGGGCAAAGAGGAGGGUGUCGCCCUACAGAACUUGCCUUGGAGCAAUAUCCAGGAAAGGAUUGCUAAGUGGGGGCUUGGAAGAAUGUAG